Populus euphratica (Euphrates poplar) is the source of this 534-nucleotide messenger RNA. RefSeq lists its product as uncharacterized. Lineage: Eukaryota; Viridiplantae; Streptophyta; Magnoliopsida; Malpighiales; Salicaceae. The coding region runs from base 1 to 534 and encodes 177 amino acids. The record is from RefSeq and is a predicted model, not a curated record. The transcript has 2 exons.
AUGACUACUAGUGAUCACAUGAGUGGUUGCUUUGAAUCUAGUUAUACCACAGAAGAUCAUAGGAAAACAGGCGCAUUUGAAGUAGAUGAUAACUGGAGUGAUAUUGAUGGCAAUGGUCAAAGUGAACAGCAAGAAGGGAGAGGAGAAGAAGAGAUUGAUAUGAGGCUGAUUGAUUUUCAACUUGAUGAUGCAUUAGGAUCAUCUUGCUACCAUCCUCCAUUUGACAUAGCACAGGAGAUGAUGGAGCCAAUGGAGCAGGAACAUAACGGGGACGAGCCACCAAUGCUGGCAUUCAGAUCAGGAGUGCCAGCAGUGGCAACUUGUGGAUAUGAUAUGCCCUCUAACCUUAGAGAGGAAGAGAAAAGGGAUGGAAAGGGAAAAUAUGUCAAAGAGGAGGUCCAAGAAGUAGUUGGGAUUCCACAUGCACCAACAGAAAGACCGUCUUCUUCUCCCUCUUCAUUGAGCAAGGAAGGUGGUGAAUUGUCUCUUUGGAGCUCGCUGGAUCUUCCUCCUAUCUGCUUCAAUAUUAUUUAG